GAUUCUCUGUGGGGUUUUCACAAAAUCAAUCACUUCCUCCUCCUUUGUAACUGGAGCUGGUCAUUUUGACUCAUGACACUCCCAGGGUUCUGCUUUUGUUUCUUUGUUUGUUCUUUUUCCCCUUGAUUACCACAAACUCGGGUCUAGUAGAUUGAAUAGAAUAAAGAAGUAGUUAAAGCAUCUGUCAGUUUGGCUUCAAAUCUUGCAGAACUACUGCAACUAACUGAAACUGAAAGAGAAGAAAAACUAAACCUCUUUUUUUGAUUAUUCAUACUGCUCACUCCUGCUCAGUUCUACUUCGUUGUAGAAUUACUACCAUUACUAACAUUACGUUAUUUUACUUUCUUUUGCACUCCAUGUGAAAAUGGCUUGUGUCAUGAUUCUACUCGUAAUUCUGAUCUUUUCUGUAUCAGCUUUCAUAUGCAUGGAGUGCCAGGAGAAUGUAACCACUGUUGAAGGUCAUGCUACGUUACUCUUCUGUAUAUUAGACCCAGACAAUGAAAACUCAACAUUAACAUGGACUAAAGAUAACCACACUUUAGAACCAAGCCCACGUAUUAAAAUGAAGGGCCAAGAAUUGUGGCUUUUAAACACUACAUCAUCCGACGCUGGCCUUUAUGCAUGCCAAAGCUCCAACUCAACUUGCAGCAUGGACUCACGAGUGUUCUUGUCUGUUGAGGCCGGACCUUGUCCAAGUCCCAAAGACCCAGCACUGGCACUGGAGGGAACCAACUUCACCCUUGACUGUAAUGAAGAACUCAUUCCGGUUCUGGGCCAGAGAUUGCAAGUGCAGUGGUGGAAGGACUGCAAGUCAACAGGCGUACAAGGCAGUGAAUUCAGUCUUUUAAACGUAUCCAUGAGCAACAAAGGCAGCUAUACCUGUAUGGUUAUCUUUAGAUAUGAAGACAAAAACUACACAGCAUCUCACACCUUUCAGCUCACAGUGGUAAAGAAAGAGCCUGUGGUGAAGCCUAGUGUAAUACAACCUCAUAACAAGACUCUGCAUGUCAAGCCAGGUGUGGAAAUCAAGUUGGAAUGCACCGUGUUAAUUGGUUUUGGAGAGGAAUCGAAGCCUGAAGCCGCUGUAUACUGGUUGAUAAAUCACUCUUACGUUGCGUCAUACCCAGAGCUUCAGGAGAACCUGACCACAGAGAUGAGAGAGGACUUUUUGCUGUAUGGCAAUUUAACGUUGUUCAUUCCCAAAGUUCUACCUGAAUUCUUCGGUGUACCUUUUCAGUGCAUUAUUUUAAGUCCCAGUGGAAUGGAUACAGGCCAGGUGUGGCUCAGCCAAGAUGAUGAUACCAUCCAUGCAUGGCUGAUUAUUGUUGCGCUCCUCACAUUUGCGGCUGUUGUGGGUGCUGUCCUAAUAUAUUUCGUUAAAAUAGACCUAAUUCUAGCCUAUCGUCAAUGCAAAACCCCUAAUGACGGGAGCCUAUACAAUGCGUAUGUGUUGUGUCUCCAUGGCAAAAGUCCUGGUUCCUCUACAGCAGUGGACUUGGCCCUGAGGAUCUUACCUGGGAUGUUGGAGCAGCAGCAUAACCUCAAACUGUUCAUACAAGGCCGUGACACAGACACAGAAGAGAGUAUUCACAACAUGACUGAUGUGUUGAGCCGGAGCAAGGCGGUGGUGCUCAUCCUUCCAGGCAAUAAUGGAGAAGAGAAUUUGAUUCCACUAAGUCAAGACCAAAACAGGCUUGAAGACUCACAACUCUCAGUCCUUUUUUCUGACAUCGCUCACUCCGGCGUCCCACUCCUUCUGGUGGAGAGUGAGGAAGAUGCUGAUUAUUCACUUCUGCCAGGGUCUAUCCAGUCCAUCGUUAAAAAGGACAGAGUGCUGAAAUGGAAGCCAACAGUGCAACCCAAUGGUCGUUUCUGGAAGCAGCUCAGAUAUCACAUGACCUGAGAACAUGUCUCUGUAUAACACCAUACAACAAUAAUAAUAUUUUUCUUAAAACAAUACACAGGUAAAAGUUUGCUAUGCUAAUAUACUGUUCCUUUGCUUAAACUACUGUAUGCUAUACCUUUUCACCUGUAAAAAUCUAUAUCGUUUCAAUUAUUUAACAACUGCAUUGCUACUAUAGUGUUAUACAUUGUAAUUUUUAAACAGAUAGGCCUACUGUACCAUGACACAUUUAUCAUACUACACAGUCUUCCUACAGUUACACCUCCAGUAGAGAUAUUGCUAUGGAUCAGAAUCUAGCCAAUGACCAGAAAGAAAUUCAGUGUAGCCCAACUUAAGAAAUGUAAACCAGACGCUUCUGUUUUGCUUCCUUCUUUCUCUUUCUGUCCAAAUAUAAAAACAGGUGUCAGAGCUCCUUUGUGCUACAUUAAACACAACUGUUUGGACCCUUCUUUUAAAAGGUUAGCCUUUUACUAUGUAUCACACGCUAACCUACAGAUGGCUGAUAAUUUAAAAGAAAAACUGGUUUUCUGUUAUGAUAUGGGGGGGCAUUUAUUUAUUUUGCUGGCCUGGUUUGAGUUCGUGUUAGCACAUGGUGGCUUAGUGGUUAGCAUGUUCGCCUCACAGGGUUUUGGGUUCGUUUGCCGUCACUCCACGUGUGUGGAGUUCGCAUGUUCUCCCCGGCUGCGGGGGUUUCCUCCGGGUACUCCGGUUUCCUCCACCAGUCCAAAGACAUGCAUGGUAGGCUGAUUGGCAUGUCCAAAUUGUCCAUAGUGUAUGAAUGGGUGUGUGAAUGUGUAUAUGAUUGUGCGAUGGAUUUGCACCUUGUCCAGGGUGUGCCUUGUGCUCCAUGCUCCCUGGGAUAGGCUCCAGGUUCCCCGCGACCCUGUAGGAUAAGCGGUAUAGAAGAUGGAUGGAUGGAUGAUGGAUCGUUUGAGUUCAUUUGUCCCCUUAGAGGGAAGAGUCACUGCAAAUCAAUACAAAGUUUGACUGAUUUACUGAUCUUUAUACAUCGAUCCUGAUAGGUGUUUUUCUGCUAUAAAUUUUCAUACAUACACAAUGUGUAAAAUUAAACAGCAAAUCAUUAAUAUCAAUAGUUAAUUUGGUGGCAUGGUGGUGCAGGAUCCCAGUUCUAUCCUGUGAGUUUCUCUGCGUGUUCACGUUCCCGUGUCCCUGAAGGUUUCUCCAGGUUUUCCAGUUUCCAAAAACUGCCAAAACCAUGCUGGUAGGUGGACUGGUUAUGCUAAAUUGACUGUAUUUGUGAAUGAGCGUGUGCAUGGUGCCCUACCAGGGACUGGCAAUUCAUUCAGGCUGUAUUCCCACAUCAUACCCAUUAUUCCUGGGACAGGCUCUGGAUCCACCAACACCCUAUCCAGAAUAAAGCAUUUACUGAAGAUGAAUGGAUAAUUAAUGAACAAUGUUAUGUAGUCCAUGUGGAAACAGUUAUUUAGGUUAUAUAAUGUUUUUUGUCCCCCCCAGCUUCCACUGGUUCUUUUGGCACUGGUUCUUUUGUUUUAAAGUCAGUUGUGACCUUAAAUUACAGUUUAUCCACUAACUACACCUGUGAUUCGUGUAAAUAUAGUUUUCAAAUAACAAUAACAAAUAUUAUUUAUACUGAACUCUCAUGUACUACAAUAAAACGAACAAAUAAUAUGCAAGAUAUGCACAGUAGUGCCUUAUUUGCAUAUAAUAGAAAAAAAUAGAGACAAAAUAAAUCAUAUGAAUACAAAAUGUAUUGCAUUAUAUUUCUUUUUAAUGUGAGUAACAGUGAAUAAUAAACAUUUAUUCUGGG
This is a messenger RNA of Ictalurus punctatus (channel catfish), 3692 nucleotides long. RefSeq names its product interleukin-1 receptor type 1. The record is from RefSeq and is a predicted model, not a curated record. The transcript is spliced from 10 exons. Gene Ontology annotation, biological process: signal transduction. Bases 365 to 1903 code for a protein of 512 amino acids. Lineage: Eukaryota; Metazoa; Chordata; Actinopteri; Siluriformes; Ictaluridae.